UUCAUAUCUUGCCCCGGAGUUCGCUGCAUCCGAUCCCUGCCCUAUCAAUCUUCACCUACUGCCCUCUUCCUCUGUAGUGACCAGUGACAAUGGGACUUAUGUUAUCAGUUGUAUUAUCCUAUGCUGGAUUCAACGAAGCCUUAGAGUGCAUCAAGCAUAUUCUUAGCGGCGUCAUUCCCGAUACUGAGCCAAACUUUCAAGAUCUAGUCGAAUAUUACACGAGUCUUCUUCAAAAAUCACCCAAUCCGUCGACACCUCCAGUCUGGACUGUGGAAAGCGGUCAAGGAUAUCUCCAUUUAACCGAAGAUAAGGAUGGACGCAUAAAGUCAGCAGCGAUUAAGUUUUAUGGAGACAAAACUAUUGCUCUACUUUUCUCGACUAAAAUAAGUAGCUUUGGUCAAGAUUCCGUAGAAGAUUCACAAGCGAACGGUGAUUAUAGAUUGGAAAGGUACAUACCAACAAAGACGAAAACAAUUAUAUCGGAAUCAUCAGAGUCGUUCAGUGUUGGAUAUAAAAAACGAUCACCCACUACCUCUGAAACUAUUUCAGAUUCGAACGGACCUUUAGACAUUUCUCGUGAAGAAGACGGUCUCGUAGGUUUGGAAAAUCGAGAAAAAUUAUCAUGGGAAUAUGUUCCUAAAAGCCCGUCGCCUACACCACUGCCCGAAAUAAAUUUUCAGUCAUAUGAUGACGACAAAAUUGGAGACGCCACUUACAGCGAAAGCUUUUUAAGAUCACUAGAUGGAAUUAAAAUCACACCAUUACAACGAAAUGACCCGAGUGGCCGACGGAGGACUUUUCGGAUGCGUAGAUCUUCAUCGUCGAAUUCUUCAAAGGAAUCACGUGCCUCGCGCGAGGAGGAAUUAAAAAUGUUCACGUCACUCGAGGAAGAAGAGUUCAAAAGCAUGAAUAAAGAGAAUAAUUACUCCGGUUUUGGGAGUGCACCUAAUUUAGUGACACGUUCUUAUUCCAGAAGUCGCUCCAGGGAACGAUCGAAAGAUAGAAAAACCAGUAGUUUUAAUGACGAAACAAGCCCAGUCAGCGAAGAAAGGCUUGAAGUAAGGCAGCGGAGUCUGUCAAGAUUAGGUUCGUUCGAGGAGAACGAGGAAAUCAAAGAAACCGCUGAAAAAAAUGAGCUUAUUUUUAGUGACGAGUACACCAAGGCGAUGAACAAGGACUGGCAUAGCGGUCACUUCUGCUGCUGGCAGUGCGAUGAGUCGCUGACAGGACAGCGCUAUGUGCUCAGGGACGAGCACCCUUUCUGCAUCAAGUGCUACGAGAACGCCUUCGCUAACGGCUGCGAAGAAUGCAACAAGACCAUCGGUAUCGACUCCAAGGAUCUGUCGUACAAGGACAAGCACUGGCACGAGGCCUGCUUCCUCUGCGCCAAGUGCCGCGUAUCGCUCGUCGACAAGCAGUUCGGCUCGAAGCACGACAAGAUCUACUGCGGCAACUGCUAUGACGCGCAGUUCGCGAGCCGCUGCGAUGGCUGCGGUCAGGUGUUCCGUGCUGGAACCAAGAAGAUGGAGUACAAGACCAGGCAGUGGCACGAGAAGUGCUUCUGCUGCGUGGUGUGCAAGAACCCGAUUGGUACCAAGAGCUUCAUCCCGCGUGAGCAGGAGAUCUACUGCGCUGGGUGCUAUGAGGACAAGUUCGCUACUCGCUGCGUCAAGUGUAACAAGAUCAUAACGCAAGGCGGCGUAACCUACAAGAGCGAGCCGUGGCACCGCGAGUGCUUCACGUGCACGAACUGCGACACGUCGCUGGCCGGCCAGCGCUUCACGUCGCGCGACGAGAAGCCAUACUGCGCGGACUGCUUCGGCGAGCUGUUUGCGAAGCGCUGCACGUCUUGCACCAAGCCUAUCACUGGCAUCGGCGGCACCCGCUUCAUCUCGUUCGAGGACCGCCACUGGCACAACGACUGCUUCAUCUGCGCAAUGUGCAAGACCUCGCUCGUGGGCAAGGGCUUCAUCACCGACGGGCCUGACGUCAUCUGCCCGGAGUGCGCCAAACAGAAGCUCAUGUAAAUACUCGCCCGAGCCCGCUCUCGCAAUACCGACGACACCGAGCGCUAUAUCUAAUCUGUGCUGUCAGCUGUCAAACUCGAUUCUCUAUCUGUGCUUGACGAGUGGAUUUUGACGUGUGACAUUCGUUUGUUUAUGUUUACUUUUCAAAUAAAAAGUGAAAUGUUAUGAUUUUUUCUGUAUUAAAUAAACAGCUAAUUAAUCUUGGCAGCACUACUAACGCCAAAAUAUUGUUAAAUAUUCUUCCCACUCGUCAAAACAUCUAUACAUCUGUCGGAAUUAAUAUAAAAUGCACAAACGGAUCUGGACACAUUGGCGAAUAGCUUUUUGCUAUAAAAAAGCUUGCUUUCGAUGCGUGUACUAACGGAAUCUAAUGUAUUUUUGUGCUUGUGCAGCGACAAUACCGUCCUGCCCCUAGUCGCUAAUGCGAGAGAUUGGAUCGCGAACAAAACGAAACAAAUGCCGUGCGACCAACUGUUCGACCUCGCGAACACAACACGCUUCCGUAAGGUCAACCCUAAGAAAGUCGCGAAAUCUUAACGAUAUUUUUAUAUAAAAAAAUCCCUACAAAAAUCACAAAAAAAUGUGGAUGCACAAAACGAGUAUUUAAUUUCGCUUUUUUACUGUAUGUUUAUUUAAGGUGUUUAUAUAUUUUGAUUGUUUAAUCGUUACUAAACAUCGACAUAAAUCGUGUAUUUAUCGAACAUCUAUUUAAUCGCUAAUCGCCGUAUUAUUUCGCUUUGGCUGUUGUAUUUAGUCCUUUAGGUGUGACCUAAGUUGUCAAUCUACCUAGUGCAAUUCACACGAUGCCUUAAUAACAUAUCUAAGUCAAUUUUGAGGGUAUAUAUUUUGUGUUGUACCUGUAACCAUUAUUAUCUAUUCAACAACACAAUUAUACAUCUCGUGCUAAAUGUAGUUUUCGAGUUUUUAUUAUUAGAUUAUUAUGUCAUAAAUAAGUGCUUUCAUUGUUUAAUGCGUAACAUAGAAUUAAGUGUAAGGAUUUUAUCGACAGAGUAACAUAUGUUUAAUAUGUUUAUAUUUAAGUAUUUAUUAAAACGGAAGUAUGUGGAGUCGGUGGUGUUACCAUAUUAUAACGUUGAGAUUUCUAGCUGUAAUGUUGCCAUACGCACCAUCGACGUAGCUUCCUAACACUAAAUUGUUGACAUAAUGUCUAGUUUUUACUAAUAAAAUAAUAUAAUUAAAAAAAAUAUUUUUGUUCUCGGAUAGGAAUCAAUUGUGUUACAAUAAUGUAAAUGUUAUAUCUAUUUUUACAUGAUAAUGAUAUUUUUCUAGUGUAGUGUAUUUAAGAGAAUAACAUCUGUGUAUCGAAGCGACCACGACAAGUCAGGGGAACACUUAAGGGUUAAUUGUUAAGGGAUAAAUUAUUCAAAUGUUGAUGAAAGAUUAUAUUUAUAAUGUGUACACAUUAAACUGCUUAGCUGUGUGAUCUGAUCUAAUAUUCUUGUAUUUAUCUACCCAUAGAUUGUAUUAUACUAUGAAACUGAAUUAAAUUAUCAAAAGUAACUUCA
Messenger RNA from Colias croceus (clouded yellow), 3553 nucleotides. RefSeq names its product four and a half LIM domains protein 2 (gene Lmpt). NCBI's taxonomy places the organism in Eukaryota, Metazoa, Arthropoda, Insecta, Lepidoptera, Pieridae. The coding region runs from base 90 to 2027 and encodes 645 amino acids. Gene Ontology annotation, cellular component: nucleus; Z disc. The transcript has 7 exons. Gene Ontology annotation, molecular function: transcription coregulator activity; zinc ion binding. The record is from RefSeq and is a predicted model, not a curated record.